AUGACACGUCGAGCAGCUUUUGUCGAAAAACCCGAAGAGAAACCCGAAAUCAUACGAACGGGGCGAAAAUGGCAACCACCUCCUGAGAAACCAUACGUGUGGCCCUCAGUUCCUCGAUCAGCUUCCGUGGAUAUCAGUCCCUCACCGGAUGGCAGCCAUCGGCCAAAGCCAGCAUUCCGAAAGGAACGAGUAGCUCCAAGUGGAGGGUUUUAUCCUCAUGCUCCCAACGCCGUUAAGGUCGUUAAACAUCGACCAGCGUCAGCUCAAGGUCUGCUGGCACCUGUAGAUGGCACUACAGAAAGUGUAGAUAUAAUUCAGCAACGGAACUUCCACAGAAUUGAUGGAGGCUACCGAAAUUCUCCUAAUAACAAUGGUGAGCAUUAUGAUCGCAAAGCCAUGCGAAAAUCGCAGCCAACAGCUAUAAAUGAUUGGGAAAAGAUCUACGACUUGCCUCCACAUUCGUCCACAAUCGUUGGCAAAGAUGUGCCCACGAAUAUCAACGUAAAGCGACGACUAUCUCAUUUCCAAGGCUCAGUGCAGAAUCUGCAGCGUCGUCAGGAAAAUGCUCGAGCUUAUCAGGAGAAUGCUCGAUCCUACAGUAUGGAUGGGGUGCGUGACUUUAUACCCUAGGA
Messenger RNA from Cylicostephanus goldi, 632 nucleotides. The record is from the annotation of a GenBank genome assembly. Lineage: Eukaryota; Metazoa; Nematoda; Chromadorea; Rhabditida; Strongylidae.